This is a messenger RNA of Zea mays, 1053 nucleotides long. RefSeq lists its product as uncharacterized. The record is from RefSeq and is a predicted model, not a curated record. NCBI's taxonomy places the organism in Eukaryota, Viridiplantae, Streptophyta, Magnoliopsida, Poales, Poaceae. The transcript has 6 exons. Bases 62 to 1027 code for a protein of 321 amino acids.
CAAAGGAUGGCGAUCAACGUUAAGCUCAACAUACAAGGCAUACAAUAGUUAUGCUGAAAGGAUGAAAAACAAGCCUGAAGAUGUAGACAUCGUCGAGUGGCAUUACAUGGUGUUGUAUUUUGGAUCUGAGAAAUUCCAGAAAAUAAGCAGCCGGAACUCGGAAAACCGUCAGAAACAAAGAACGAAGCAUAUAAUGGGUUCUAGAACUUUUUCCCAAAUAAGCUUUCAACAGAGAGAUCCAGAAACUGGUAUAGAACCAACCGAUCUAUCCCUUUGGAUGAUUACUCAUUGUAAAAAUGAUGAAUGGUCGGAAGAGGCUUCACGUGGCAUUUAUGAGAACGCAGCUGAGAAAAUUGCUGAGAAAAUAUAUCAAACAGAAAAAUUUUAUCUAACAAGAGAAGAGGAAAAUGCUAUUUUCCAAACAACAUUCAAGGAAACAACAGGAUGUAAGGCAAACAGACUUCAUGGUCAUGGGUACCUAUCAAGAUAUCCAACAAGAAGUCAAGUGAUGGAAUCAAAGUUCCUCGAACAAGCUCGUGCCACGGUUGCAACCAACCAAAAAAACAUUGAACUCGAAAGUCAGGUCCAGUUGUUAAAUGAAAAACUUGCGUGUGAGGUUGCAGAACGAGAAAGAAUACUCCAGGAAAAAAUGCAAGCACUGCAAGAAGAAGAAGAAAAAAAAAGACAAGUGCUUAGAGAAGAAAUGAGGCAAGAAAUGGUUGCUGCCCUUGCUGUUGUAGCACAACAGAGCAACCGUGAAAGCACCACUCCAAUCGAUCCUUCUUCCGUUGUCCCUACUAAACCUCCUGAAUUCAUCCCAGCUGAUUCUCCUGCACCUGCACCAAGUAGUGCAAACAACGUUCGUACACCAGACACAAACAAUAAGAAAGACAAUAUGCCAGCAAACUAUAUUAGCUCUUACACUCUAAGGAAUGCUGUGACAAGACGUGUGCAGGCAAGGGGCAACAAAAGAAGCGAAUGUGUACAAUCCGCAAGUGCAAGCGAGAAGCAAGGUAGAUCAACUUAAGAAGCUCUAUCAAAGUGUGUUUAAGG